Molecule: messenger RNA, 559 nt
Organism: Prunus mume (Japanese apricot)
Lineage: Eukaryota; Viridiplantae; Streptophyta; Magnoliopsida; Rosales; Rosaceae
Source: RefSeq, a predicted model, not a curated record
CCUUUCGGCUAAUUUAUAGAAAUAUUAUCAGGAUUCACAUCACAUCACAGAGUGAGAGAGACCAAAACCUGCACGCAGAGACAGAGACAGAAGAUGGCGGGGAACGAAGAUUGGAGGAAAACGGCAGACACAACAAAAAUGAGUGCAGAGGAAGUGAAGAGAGCUGGCGUGGAGGCAUCAAAGAGGCCCCCUGGUCAUAACCCUGGCGGUGUUCUUCACCAGCGACGCAAGCUUCCCUUUAGCCCUACCGCCAUGGCCAUUACCGGCUUCCUCAUCACCGGCGUCAUCGGAUACUUCACCCUUUACCACCUCAAGAAGCCUGAAGCCUCCGCGGGAGAUGUCGCCAGGGUCGCCACCAACGUCGCCGGGCCUGAGCAUACUCACCCCAGGAAAUAGUACUUUCAUUUAAUUAUUUUGAUUUUGAUCAAACGGGGAAGAAGAAACUCCACUGGGCUUGGCAGGGGUUUUUCUUAAGUUAUUAAUUUCAUAAUUUGUUUGUUGACGUCUUUUUCUUCGUAGUUCAAUACUUGAUGUCUUCUAGUUGCAGUAAUAUUCUGGU